Rubroshorea leprosula is the source of this 1435-nucleotide messenger RNA. Lineage: Eukaryota; Viridiplantae; Streptophyta; Magnoliopsida; Malvales; Dipterocarpaceae. The record is from the annotation of a GenBank genome assembly.
CAGUAGAAGCUGCGGGCGGUUGGCUUUCUUUCUUCCUCCAAGAAGAUCUGACAAAAUAAUGUGUGCAUGAACUUAAUUAGUUGGCAGCAUAAGCUGCAGGCAGUUGCCUUCUCUUUCUGUGAUUGUUAUGUCUGUUUAAGUGAAUUAUUAUUUCAUGUUCAAUGUUUGUUGAAAAUUUUGGCUAAAAACUGGAUGUUUUUUAUGCUAUAUCACUUUUUUAAGUUUUUCUUCCAUUCCUUUCCUUUUAACGGUGCGUUUUAACGAAAGAAAUGAAACUUUUUAUGUUUAAUGUGCGGACUGCACACGUUAUCUUCUUCCUUUUACCAUACUUUUGUCCGAGCGGUUGAAAUUGAAAUUGCAAUCAAUGCCGAAUUGGACACAUCCGACGGAUGUGGGUUGCAAUUGCAUCACCUGCGAGUGGCUGAACGAUCGCGGAUCUGGUAGGAAAGGCUGAAGAAUGACACCACCAUCCUUUGCCCUCUGGACGCUAACUCUCUUGACAUCGCCAACGGAAAUCUUUUUCUCGGCCUUGGAUGGUCUGAUCUACUGAUCCGGAUGAACGAAGAGUCAAGAUCCGACCCUACCCGAUCUGUACUCGAGUUGCUGGUUUUUGACGAGAUUAGGGUAGCAGUCAGUUUAUGCUUUGGCUGGUGAUCUGAUUCAUAGACAGGUAAGAAGCUGUAAUUUUUUUUUAUUUUUAUUUUUUGUGUUUUCAUUUUUCUUUUUGGAUUUUAAACUCUUGUAUUUUGUUGUGAUUGGGAGUUGUGCAAUCCAGAUUGUAGCAGAUUGCAUAACUAAAUUCAUUGGAUGUGGCGAGUCUGAAUCCCAUCUAAGGGUUUAUGUUUUACCGUCCUGAUUGCAAAACAUCAUUCUUGUCACAAAAACUGUGUUAAAAUAUGAUAAUUUCUUUGAAAAAAUUAUGUGUAUAUGUGAAAUUACGAAACAUAUAGAAAAUAUUAAUUACUUGGUGGGUGAAUAAGUGUUGGGUAAAUUGAUGAUUUUUGCUUAAUUACCUAACUGGAUGGUAUGUUGUGUUUUGUGUAAACUCAAAAAUCAGAUAAUUGUUGUCUGCUUGCGCAGAUAUAAAUAAAAUGUUUGUUCCUAAUUAAAAUAGAAUCUCUGAAACGAAAUAUAUACAUUAGCAUUUACAUAUUGUAUGUUUCCGAGUUGCAUAGUUUGAAGGAAGGUAUUAAUAAGCUUAUAUAUCAUAUGCUCUUCUUCAUGAACUUUUAUUUAGACUCUGAAUUGUAUAAACUGUAUUAAUAUAUAUUUUUGCUUAUUGAUGGUAUUUUCUACAAGCAUCCUACAAUUAAAAGUCCAUGAAAGGUGGAACUAAAGAUGACCCAAAGACACAUCCUCAGAGGAGUUUCUCUUAUCAUGGCUGAAGUACUUGCUUGUUCUGUUGACUCUGAUGUUCAGGUACCUAAAUAGGUGC